Messenger RNA from Labeo rohita (rohu), 910 nucleotides. RefSeq names its product granzyme G-like. Gene Ontology annotation, biological process: proteolysis. NCBI's taxonomy places the organism in Eukaryota, Metazoa, Chordata, Actinopteri, Cypriniformes, Cyprinidae. The transcript is spliced from 5 exons. Gene Ontology annotation, molecular function: serine-type endopeptidase activity. The record is from RefSeq and is a predicted model, not a curated record. Bases 85 to 849 code for a protein of 254 amino acids.
AAAAAGGCUUACGGCCAGCUCAAUGUCUCCACCCAUUCUUAUAUUUGUAUUGUGUUUCUCAGUAAGAGCUCAGUGAUUGUCUUCAUGAUGACCAUCAUCUCUCUGCUCCUGCUGACCUCUCUGCUGCCACAGCUGACCUUCACUGCUCAUGUGAAUGUGGGUAUAGUGAAUGGCAGAGAAGUAAAACCCCACUCCAGACCUUUCAUGGUUUCUCUUCAGAAAGACUGUAAACAUGUCUGUGGUGGAUUCCUCAUUUCUGAUAGAUUUGUCAUGACUGCUGCACACUGCAGAAAGAAAAAUGAGAAACUAACAGCUGUGGUUGGUGCACAUGACCUGGAGAAAAUAAAUGAAGGAUCCAUCCGCAUUGGUGUGAAGUCCUACCACGGGCAUCCAGACUUUAACAAUAACACUUUUCAGAAUGACAUUAUGCUUUUGAGGCUAGAGAAAGAAGUCGAACAAAAUGAGAAAGUCAUGAAGAUUUCCAUGCCAACACAAGAGGGAGACAUCAAACCUGAUUCUGCCUGCAGUGUCGCCGGCUGGGGAAGACUGAGUCUUAACGGAAAAGAGAGCAAACAUCUCAUGGAAGCAGACGUGAGGAUCAUGAAUAACACAGAAUGCAAAAAUAAAUGGAAAUACAUGUUCUCAGCCUCAAAGAUGAUGUGUGUCUACGGCCAUGGAGGAAGCUGUAAAGGGGAUGGAGGAGGACCAUUGGUUUGUGGAGACACUGCAGUCGGCAUCACUUCCUUUGGUGACUCAAAAGUCUGCAAUAGGCCUGAUCGACCUGAAGUGUAUAUAAAGAUUUCAGCAUACCAUGAAUGGAUCUGCUCCAUAAUUGCAAAUGUUAAGUGAUUUUUUUGCAAUGAAACAGGAUAAAGUAUUUGUUUAAAUGCUCAAUAAACGAAUCAUGUGU